AUGAACUUCCUCCGCCAACACCUCCCUGCCCCGAGGCAAGACCAGCAAGCCCGACGAGCUCGCCAGCAAGGCGGACCGGCGGCCGCGAGCGAGAGCUACCAACCCUCUCGCAUCGCCCAACUCGCCCAGGAGUCUCCCACAUGGUACAAAUCCGCCGCCCGCCGAAAGCUCUACUUCCUCCUCUUCCCCGCCGCCGUUGUCUCGUACGCCACGAGCGGAUACGAUGGCUCGAUGAUGAACUCCCUCCAGACCGUUUCCUACUUUGACGACUUCUUCGACAACCCGCGCGGGGCGGUCCUCGGCUUAAUGAGUGCCAUCAUGGCUUUGGGGAGCAUCUGCUCGACACCCAUCGCUCCGUGGGUCGCUGAUAAGUUUGGAAGACGAUGGGGUAUCACGACGGGAAGUUGUAUCAUGAUUGUUGGUGCAAUCUUGCAGUGCGAGAGUACCGCGUUUGCCAUGUUUGUCGUGAGCAGAUUCAUCCUCGGAUUCGGUCUUUCUUUUGCGACGACUUCGGCGCCGAGCUUGGUUAGUGAGCUGUCACAUCCCAAGGAUCGCGUCACCAUCACGGCUAUCUGCAAUACCUGUUGGUAUGUCGGUAGUAUCGCGGCAGCAUGGAUCACGUUUGGUACUCGAAAUAUCCCUAGCACCUGGUCUUGGCGAAUUCCGUCUCUUCUUCAGAUGGCACCUAGUGUGGUGCAGCUCGCAGCCAUCUGGUUUGUUCCCGAGUCUCCACGUUGGCUCAUCUCACACGAUCGUGGGGACGAGGCCAUGGAGGCCUUGAAGCAAUACCACGGCGAAGGCGAAGAGACGGAGCUGGUCAGAUUGGAGUUUGAAGAGAUCAGAGCUGCUAUCGACAAUGAGAAGAGACUUGGAAGCACAACUUGGGCAUCAAUGGUUAAGACGAAAGGCAACCGAUACCGCAUGUUCCUUGUCAUCUGCAUGGGAUUCUUCUCGCAAUGGUCUGGUAACGGCCUGAUUGCUUAUUACCUCUCGAGAAUCAUGGACACCGUCGGUAUCACAAACAAGAACACACAAGCUCUGGUCAAUGGCUUACUCAACAUCUGGAACUUCGGCCUUGCCCUGACUACUGCAUUCUUCGUGGAACGCAUCGGCCGCCGUCCCCUCUUCCGCAUCUCGACCUGCGGUAUGCUCGUAGUCUUUAUCGGUUGGACCAUCGCCUCAGCUCGAUUCGCCGAAACCAGUGCCAGCUCCGCCGGUAUCGCCGUCAUGGCGCUGAUUUUCAUCUACCAAGUCUUCUACUGCAUCGCCUUCUCGCCCUUGCCGGUUGCUUAUUCUGUGGAGGUCCUGCCGUACUCCAUCCGCGCCAAGGGCAUGGCAACAUACGUCUUCUCGACCAAAGCUGCCGUCUUUGUCAACCAAUACGUAAACCCGAUCGGCAUCCAGAACAUUGGGUGGCGCUUCUAUAUAGUCUAUGUUGCUAUCUUAGCUGUGGAGGCUUGCAUCGCUUAUGGGUGGUUCUUGGAGACUAAGGGCAAGGCUUUAGAGGAGAUUGCCGUCAUCUUUGAUGGUGAAGAAGCGAACGUUCGGAUUGCGGAGAAUGGGAAGGGAGAUGGUCCUAUUGACGUGGUUGAAACGGAGCACGCAGCUUCAAAGGUCUAG
Colletotrichum costaricense is the source of this 1620-nucleotide messenger RNA. Its product is annotated as lactose permease. NCBI's taxonomy places the organism in Eukaryota, Fungi, Ascomycota, Sordariomycetes, Glomerellales, Glomerellaceae. Bases 1 to 1620 code for a protein of 539 amino acids. Gene Ontology annotation, biological process: transmembrane transport; carbohydrate transport. Gene Ontology annotation, cellular component: membrane. Gene Ontology annotation, molecular function: carbohydrate:proton symporter activity. The record is from RefSeq and is a predicted model, not a curated record. The transcript has 5 exons.